AUGCACGCGUGGACGCGAUGGGAGAAUGCGAAGGCGUCGUCGUCCGAGGCGACGACGGUUGGGACGACGCGGGACGAAAAGAACGCGUCGAGGGGGGGUGCGACCGCGAGAGGGGUGCGAGGGGUGGGCGGGGACUCCGCGGAGGCGCUGAGACCGACCGCGCACGGGUCGGUGGCGUCGUUGGGGGGGAGCUCGACGAGCCGGGACGAUGAAUUCUGGAGCGCGGAUGAAGACGGCGGCGAGCGGAGACGGUCGAUGGAUGAGGAGCGACGGGGGGAGGAGGAGACGUUGAGGCGCGAAAAUACGCCUAAUUUCUUCGCGAGCACCAAGUUUUUUAGCGUGCUCGAGCUCGAGCUGUCGAAGGAGUUGUUCGAGGCGAGCGCGGAGGAGCGGUUGGCGCCCAACGAGGUGCUGUUUAGGCAAGGAGACGAUAGUUCGAGCGGGAUCUACGUCGUCGUCGAGGGUUCGGUCGGGGUGUACUUGCAGUCCACGAGCGGGGCGCCGCCAGUGAUGACGAAUAUACUUCAAGAGGGGGAGUCUGUGGGAGACGUGGACGUCCUUGAUAGCGCGCGGCGAAGCGUGAGCUGCAUUGCGAUGCAAGGCGGGGCGAGAGUCGUGCGAGUGUCUCAGACAGUCUUCUUAGAUUUCGUUCGAAAACAUCCGUACACGCUGCAACUUUACUUGCAGCAAGCCAUCGCGCGACUCUGGCGGGUGGCACAGUUCUCUUUGAUUGAUUUCCUCGAACUACCGCGUCAGUCCCUUCGAGGGCAACCGGCGGCUGACGAUGCAUGUUCACUGAAGGAUUCCGACUUGCGUUCGCAUCUCAAGGUCGUUAGUGAGCAUUGCUCAGUCAAAAAGUUUCUGAAGGGAGAGGUGCUUUUCGCGGAGGGUGAUUCGACCGAGGUGUUUUACAUUCUCACGAAAGGUUCAAUAUUGCGCGAAGCCAUACCGUGGCCGAAAGGUAACGGAGUCCGUGGAGAGCCCGUCAGAGCGCCCCAGCUGAUCGGUUCAGCGCACUUCAUGACGCGUGCAUCUUUUAGAGAGACGCAACUCGCGCAUGAUGAUUGCGAAAUGCUCGUCAUCACGUCAGAAGUUCUUGACAAACUUCGCGCCACUGAGACAGAGGCUUACAUCGUCUUGCUGCGUCAGACGUCGGCGUCUCUCGGUGUUCUAAUCCGCAACUUCAUCGGCUUCGGACUCAAUCGGGUUUGGCUGAAGAGUGGAGAGCACGUUUUCAUGGUCGACGAAGACGCGACGAGUAUGUUCGUUAUCAUCAGUGGACGGGUGCGUUUACAUUUUCCACCGCAGAAGCACGAUGAUGAGACUAUUCGCGAGAGAGGUCGUGGAGACACGAUCGGGGAGGCUCCUUUGCUCGCUCAUGGAAAAUACUCGUCGAGCGCGGUGACAUCACGAGACUCAGAGCUCGUGAGAAUGUCUCACGGGGCGCUGAAGAUCAUAACUGCUCAUCACAGCGAGGUAUCCAGUCGCUUGCUUGAGAUUGUCGCCAACAAGUUGCAACUGAACCUUCGCUCUGGAGAUCGGUCCUACGCCGAGCUUGUGACGAUUUGUCUGAUCCCCGCUGAUCCAGAAACGAAGGUCGAUGAGUUUUCGGACGCACUGAGACAAAGUCUAUCGGUCUUUGGGUCUACUUUGUUGCUGAAUAGCUCCGUUAUCGAUGAGAUCUUCCCUGACGGUACAACGAAACGUUUGGACAACUACUUUUAUCGGUCGAAGCUCACCGGAUGGAUGGCAGAACAAGAAGAAGUUCAUCGUUUUAUCGUGUUGCAGGCAGACUCGCGCGGAUCAAGUUGGAGUAAGGUGUGCGCAAGUCAAGCGGAUUGCGUGCUCAUCGUGGCACAUGCCAAUCGUGAGAACAAGGUGCCACAGUUGUAUGAGCAGCGAUUACUGUGGCGUUCUCGUCGCACCGCGCGGCCUGAAUUGAUUUUGAUUCAUGAGCCAGGAAGUACACCAACCCAGACUCAAGUGUGGGUAAAGAGCAGAAGUGUACAAAUGCGCCAUCAUCACGUGCGGUUGACAUCAAGGGAUGAUAUGUCACGACUCGCAAGACAUGUUUCAGGACACAGCGUUGGGGUCAUCCUGACGGGCGGUGGCGGUGGAGGUUUAGCCCAUCUCGGAGCGCUGCGCGCGCUCGAAGAGAACGGCAUUCCGAUCGAUUGCAUCGGUGGAACAAGCCAAGGUACUCUCACGGCAGGCAUGUACGCCAGGACUCUGUCAUCAUCACAUAUUCUUCCAAUGCUCCGGAACAAUAUGCAUGCGUUGAAUUCUCCGCGCCACUUGCUCACCGAUCUUACGCUCCCACUCCUAUCGCUGUUCAGUGGUAAGGGUUUGAACGAAAUAAUCAAGAGAUCUGUCGGAGCAGAAACCGCGAUCGAGGAUCUUUGGCUGAAUUUCUUCUGUUGCAGCACCAAUCUCAACAAGAAGUGCCUGACGGUGCACACUUGCGGAACUCUUUGGCGAUGUAUUCGGGCGUCGAUGACGGUGCUAGGACUGCUGCCACCUGUACGAAACGAAAACGGUGAGCUGCUUGUCGAUGGAGGCUAUUUGAAUAGUAUCCCAGUAGAUGUCAUGCGGAAGGAGAUGGGCGUCGAAACUGUCAUCGUCGUCGACGUGGAAGACAAGGACUUUUCCAGCUUUCGGGAUCUGACGCCUCAUGACGGCGGUAUGGGGAGCUUUGGGCUGUUAUGGGAUCGUUUAAACCCUUUUGUACUAACCAAGCUGAACAAUGGUAACGAUCGGCUCGAAAACCCGUCGUACGCCGAUGUGUUGCACGCCCUGACUGCAACGACAAUGAAAAAGCAUCUGGAAAUCAUCACACGGGAACACCGUAUCAACAUGCACCUCCGACCUCCUGGGAUAUCUUCAUGGAUGACUCACGGCUUGACGUAUUCUCAGAUGGACGCAGCUGUGCGCAAAGCUCAAGCGUAUACGAAUAAAGCCAUCGUGACCUGGAAGAAAAAAGCGAGGAACGAGCGCAGAGUGUCUGAGAACGAGGCCAAGAAGCCGCCGUCCGAGCUCCAUAUGGCUGCAGCCUCUGUGUUCGGCGAGUCGAGAUCUGAAUCUGGGUCCCUAUCCCCCCGUGUCUCUCCUCGUUCGAGCUUUCGUCUCGAUGAGGUCUCACCGGGCUUACCGACUGAUCGAACGCCGCCGCCCGUUCACAUCGACGUUCCGAAACUCGACGCCGUUCAGGCGUCGCGGUCGUCGAGCGCUCCGACGUCGCGCGCCGCCCACCUUCCCAGCUCGGAGACCGAGGGCACGUUCUCCCCCUCUGAAUCACAGCUCGUUCGAACCUUCACCGAUAACGUCGUGGCUGAGAAGAAACUGCCGUCCGAGCGCGCGGUGUUCGUCAAGUCGACGCGCAACUGA
Ostreococcus tauri is the source of this 3384-nucleotide messenger RNA. Its product is annotated as RmlC-like jelly roll fold. Gene Ontology annotation, biological process: lipid metabolic process. NCBI's taxonomy places the organism in Eukaryota, Viridiplantae, Chlorophyta, Mamiellophyceae, Mamiellales, Bathycoccaceae. The transcript has a single exon. The coding region runs from base 1 to 3384 and encodes 1127 amino acids. The record is from RefSeq and is a predicted model, not a curated record.